Colletotrichum destructivum is the source of this 1527-nucleotide messenger RNA. RefSeq names its product Putative major facilitator superfamily, MFS transporter superfamily. Bases 1 to 1527 code for a protein of 508 amino acids. The transcript is spliced from 3 exons. The record is from RefSeq and is a predicted model, not a curated record. Lineage: Eukaryota; Fungi; Ascomycota; Sordariomycetes; Glomerellales; Glomerellaceae. Gene Ontology annotation, cellular component: membrane. Gene Ontology annotation, molecular function: transmembrane transporter activity. Gene Ontology annotation, biological process: transmembrane transport.
AUGUCGUCUUCGACAGGUCCCGAGAACGAGAACGAUGCUUACGAACCUGCGACGACCUCACACUCAUCGCCCAGGCCGCGAAAAGCCGGCAUCGGGGCCCUGCUUGCGCUGGUUCUGCUCGUGAACCUGGCCGCCAGCUUGUACCAGCUUCCCCUGAGCAGGGUCAUCGAACGCCGCCUUUGUCGUGAGCACUAUCUUGUCGCGGACCCAUCAGUCGUCGACCGAGAUGGCAACGUCCAAGAACGCCUAUGCAAGGUCGACAGCGUCCAGCAGGGCCUAGCUUGGAUCCAGGGAACGAUGGAGACGGCGUGGAUUGUGGGUGACUUCGUCAUGACAAUUCCGCUGGGCUUCCUCGCCGAACGGUAUGGGCGGCGCACCAUUCUCUGUCUCAAUCUUAUACCGCGUAUCGUCAUGCCAGCAUGGGCCGUUGUCGUUGGUUAUUUUGAGCAGACACUGCCAACGAAGGCCAUUGUUGCAUCGCCAUUUCUGUCCGUACUAGGUGGAGACUGUGUCUUCAACUCCAUCACAUACGCGAUUGCAUCUGGCAUGACUGACGAUCAUGUCCGGCGCGCUACAUACUUUGGCUGGAUGAGCUCGGUCUCCUACGUUGUCAAUUUGCUGGGUCCCGCCCUUGCAUCAGCUUCUAUGAGUCUACUUCUAUGGCUACCAUUUUGGAUUGGUGUUUCCCUGCUCCUCUUCGCCAUCCCCGCCAUAUCUCUCAUGGACAACGCAUCCGUGAACCACUCUCACUCCUCAAUAUCACGUGUCGCGGACGACCAAGCGAGACCUCUGCUGUCGUCUCCUGUUUUAAAGGCGCGGGACGCCAACACCUCUCUACUGCGGUCCAUCAUCCAACGAUUUGGCGUCUUACGGUCCGUCAUCGCGAGUCAUCCACGAAACAUGACUCUCCUGCUCGUCAGCUUCGUCCUCACGUCUCUUGCGAGCUCCGACACCAAGCUGCUGGUCCAAUACAUCUCAAAGCGAUAUGGUUGGACAUUUGCUUCAACAGGCUACCUCUUAUCCGCAAAAGCCGUGGUUAAUUUCACACUACUGACUGUCAUUAUCCCCGCGGUUCUACGCUCGAGCCAAAAGAAGUCGCGGCAUGUACAGCCUGAACUUGCCAGUCAUCAGAUGAACAUGCAUUAUGCCAACAUCUGCUUGGGAGUCUCGAUUCUUGGUGCUCUGGCUAUAGCCCUUGCCACGCAGAUCUGGUUGCUGGUCCCGUCGUUGUUUCUCUAUGCUCUCGGUUCUGCGCUCCCGGUGUUCACCCUCUCGCUGCUCAAAUCACCUUUUAUCGCCCCCAAGCGUAACGAGCAGACAGGCGAUGACGUGGACCCCGAAUCUCACAUCUUUUCUAUUGUCAUGAUGGUCAAGACGUCGGGAUCACUGCUGGGAGCACCUCUGAUGAUGGUGCUUUGGGUUCGGGCCAUCUCACUGGGAGGCGCUGCGUUGGGAAUCCCGUAUUUUGUCUCUGCUAGCUGUUAUCUUGCUGCUCUGUUUGUACUCUCAAAACUAGCGGUCAACUAG